AUGGCAAUGCUAAUAUUGGGAAUGUUUGUAGGAAAGAGUGUUGCUGGGAAUGAUUACGAUCGGUGUUAUGUAACAUGCCUGGCAUACUGUCAAGAAUGGGUAGGAGCAUCUCUUUGUCCUGAUGAGUGUGAGAGAGAAUGUAAAUCGCCAGACCACAAUAAGGUUACCGCGGUUACUGCUCGUAACUACUGCAAGCUUGGUUGUGCAGCCAUGAAUUGUAACAAAAACAAUCCUCAAAAUCUUAAUGGAAAAGAAGCAAAAGAUUGUUACAAUGUUCACUGUGGUAAUGAAUGCACGAGGUAA
Papaver somniferum (opium poppy) is the source of this 303-nucleotide messenger RNA. RefSeq names its product thionin-like protein 2. The transcript has a single exon. The record is from RefSeq and is a predicted model, not a curated record. Bases 1 to 303 code for a protein of 100 amino acids. NCBI's taxonomy places the organism in Eukaryota, Viridiplantae, Streptophyta, Magnoliopsida, Ranunculales, Papaveraceae.